AUGACGCAUCCUACUUUCAGUUUUUCUAGAAUACCCGAGGAGCUCCUCGUAAAUAUAUUCGAGAAUUUAGCACCUCCAAGCCCAACCGAUAGCGCACUAAGUCUUCGGACUCCGACCAAGUGCUCCCUGGAAAACACCAAUACUCUCUUCCGACUAUGUCAAACCUCAACACAGUUUGCUCGGAUUGCACAACCGUUACUGGUUUCUUGGGCAGCCGACAUCAUUACCAGAGAUGAAGUGCUCAGAGAUCAGAUUGGAGAACUAUCUCAGAAGAGAUCAGCUCCGUCCAAGAUAAUACUGUUGCUGCGCACACUUAUGACGCGCGUGGAUCUGAGCGUCAACAUCCGCGGCUUCACCCUUGAUCUUUCGGGUCUACCAGACGAACAUGUUGAGCAAAAAGCCAUCACAGUCGGCUACUUGAAGCGUAUCUUUGGCAAGGAAGAAGUCAAGAGGUGCUUCAGAGCUUGGGUCGUAGACAAUUCUGCGAGCCGAAAAGAGUAUUAUUCAUUCCAGAUUCAACGCUUCCCCGAAAGGCUGCUGCAGGAUAUCGUGCAAGCAGCCAAACAAUGGCCAAUGUCCGACACUUUUUCCAAAGCCGAGCUGCAGCUUCUGAUCCGACAAGCGUAUUCGAUUGUCUCGGAUUCGGAGCUUAACACUUCCAUCUCCUCCCGCCUCUUGCGAGCCGCCUUCGAAGACGACAAGACUGGUGUCAAUCUUCUCAUAAACAGCCUAGCUCCACGGGCACAGAACCUGGCUAUUCUUGCUGGCGACUACGGUACUCGCCUCGCAGGAUCCACAUGGGGUCGUAAUCUCGAAACCUGGAAUCUAAGUCACCAACCGCUCGAUCUAUUUUCCUCUCUGAGACACGUAAAAGUGACACAUACGUCGCUUCGAUCGUACGGUGCCUGCCUUGAAUCGUACUUGCUCCGCGUUCCAAACCUCGAGUCCAUCGAGAUCGUACCACUCUUUUGCAUGACCCAAGAGGAUCUGGACGAACUGGAAGCACUCGAGAAAACGUCGCUCGUCAAGCAUGUCACCAUCCGCGGACCUCCACACAAUUACUACCUGGGCAUUCUUCUGGAUACCUUCGUACGGCUCGAGAGCCUCGCAGUCGAGAUUGAUUCGCCGUCCAAGUAUACAGAGGACAGAGAGGACUCCCAGGAGGACGUCGACACCGUACUGGCCGCGCUUGAACAGCAGAAGAAGACGCUGCAAAGCCUGAAGAUCCGCUGCGUGGACUGGUGCUCCCAGGACAACAUGGUGGCAGACUUUUCGCAAAUGUCUACCCUCACGCAUAUCGAAAUCGAUGCGUCCAUCCUGCAUCUACCAAAGGACGGACAUUCUGCAUCACUGAACAUCCCGGCCCUCGCAGACCGAUUGCCGCCCGGCUUAGAGUCUCUGAAGAUCAGUUACGAACCGGACGUAGAGUUUGCGUUCGUCAAGUGCAUGGUCAGAUUUCUGAAGCGCCUGACGGCGUCUCGAGGCGAAGUCACGAAUCGGAACAUGUCGUGGCCUGUACUCGAUGUCACAGACGCCGAAAACGAACACUGCGAAAAUGAAUAUCUGGUCAACGACAACACCUGCUGUUGGACAGACCCGUCUGUCGAGCAAGCCUUCCUCUCACUCCCAGGCUCGCGAGACUCCUUCUGGACCCACGCAACAACACCCGCAUUCGACAUGCAUGGCAACUCACCACCAGUCCUGCCCAACCUCCGAUGUAUCACCCUCGAGAGAAUCGACGAAAGUCGCAAGACUCCGUCCUUGCCACUACAAUGGACGAACACGGAGCGACAAAAGUGGUGGCUCCAGAAAUUUGUGCAGAAUCUCAAGGACUUGCACACGCUGUGCGUCAAGACGGAUAUCACGCUUCAGAUCGAGGGUUGGUGCUCAGGGGCCAAAUCAUAG
Messenger RNA from Pseudovirgaria hyperparasitica, 1905 nucleotides. RefSeq lists its product as uncharacterized. The transcript has a single exon. The record is from RefSeq and is a predicted model, not a curated record. The coding region runs from base 1 to 1905 and encodes 634 amino acids. NCBI's taxonomy places the organism in Eukaryota, Fungi, Ascomycota, Dothideomycetes, Acrospermales, Acrospermaceae.